AUGAAACGCGAGAAGAGACAACGUAUUGAGGCAAAUCCCAUCCCUCUUGACCUAGAGGAGGCUAUACUCACUAGAUUGCCUGCCAAGUCUCUUAUGAAGUUUCUAUGCGUGUCAAAGACGUGGUCUUCCAUCAUCCGAAACCAAAGGUUCGUCAAUUCUUACUACGCUAUGUCUUUUCAAUCACUUUCUGCUGCGGUUCACAAGCCAUGGUUAAUGACUGGCGUUUUGUACUUGUCUAACGCCUCCUCCUGUCAAUCUGUCCAUGGCUUAAUCGGGUGUAUUAGCAGUUUUCCGUUCAUUGUCUGUAACCCCAGCACCAACAAAUUCACUACCCUACCAUGUGCCGGGGCACGCACAUCCUGGGGAUACGAUCCUGUUGGAGAUCAAUUCAAAGCAUUGACCAUGGUGUCUUAUCCUCAUCAGCCUCAUGAUUCUCUAGUGUACGAGGUUUUAACACUUGGAGGAGGAGAAUCUUCAUGGACACGCAAUAGGUUUACCAGCCCGCCUCAUUUCACUGUUACCAAAUCAAAAUGUAUCAAUGGGUUCGUGUAUUAUGCUGCUUGGACCCCAACCCGAACCAAAAGUCCGGUGAUUGUGUGUUUUGAUGUUAGAUAUGAGAGGCUGAGCUUUAUCAAAGCGCCUAUGGCUGUUGUUUGCUGGGAGGGUGAAUCUAUUCUCAUAGAAUACAAAGCCAAGCUAGCUUCCGUUGCAAGACAUCCUCAUGCUGAUUUCCGUAGUUUUGAUUUAUGGAUACUAGAAGAUGUGACGACACAUGAUUGGUCCAAGCAAACAUUUGAGCUUCCUUUCUCUUUGGGGAUGGGUAGGAAUAUCACUUCCCCGGGCACUAACAAAGCUGGUGAAAUCAUUUUCGCACCAAAACGACUCUCAAAUGAUGUUCAACCAUACUACAUUUUUUACUACAAUGUUGAUAGAAAAGACAUGAGAAGAGUUUGGCUACUAGGAAUUGCUGACGAUGAAGAGUUUAGGCGCCGUUACAGAAUCACAGGGCAAUGUUACGUCUCCAUCUCACCCCAACACGUCGAAAGUAUUGCCUCUCUAUGA
This is a messenger RNA of Camelina sativa (false flax), 1062 nucleotides long. The record is from RefSeq and is a predicted model, not a curated record. Lineage: Eukaryota; Viridiplantae; Streptophyta; Magnoliopsida; Brassicales; Brassicaceae.